UUGCAGUGGAGUACUGGGCUUUAAUAACUCACUCUUCGGCGUGGCUCCUUAGGGACCCUACUGGCGCCAUGUACGCAAGAUUUUAAUUCGUGAUCUCGUCUCAUUCCGCUAGCUUGAGAUGCUCAAACAUGUGCAAGAAGCUGUUGUAAAGGAAUCUUUACAGGAGUUGCAUCAGCUAUGGAGCAAGAAGAAAGGCAACUCCGGUAAGGCAUUGGUAGACAUGAAGAAAUGGUUUAGAGAUGUGAACCUUAAUAUGAUGCUAACGAUAAUUGUGGUUAACAAAAUUUCAAGUUCUGAUGAUGAUGCAGAGAGUGUGAGAUGGAAAAAAGCGUUGAUGGAUUUCCUUGAAUUAAACGGCCAGUUCAUUAUAGCAGAUGCCUUCCCAUUUUUGAGAUGGUUGGACAUUGGUGGAGAGGAAAAGCUCAUGAAGAAGGCAGCAAAAGAAUUGGAAAAAUUGUUGAAGAAUGGUUAUAAGAGCCCAGGCGCACAGAAGAAACUCUGGAAUGAAAUACAAGGGACUUGGUCUAUCUUCAAGCCAUCAUCAAGGAAACGUUACGGUUAUAUCCUCCCUCACCAGUCAUACCCCCACAUGAAUCAAUGGAAGAUCGACUGUGAAGUAAGUGGCUAUCAUAUUCCUGCAGGCACAGGACUUUUUAUCAAUGUUUAUAAGAUUCAACGUGAUUCACGAGUGUGGUCAGAUCCUGAUGAUUCUCGGCUAGAAAGAUUUCUAACCAGCCAUAAAGAGGUUAAUGUCAAGGGCCAGCAAUUCCAGUUGAUCCCGUUUAGUAGUGGAAGAAGAAUGUGUCCAGCUGCUUCAUUUGCACUUCAAGUCGUGCAACUUACGCUCAGUAAUUUGUUGCAGCAGUUUGAGUUCUCAACCCCUUUUGAUGAAUCGAUUGAUAUGAGUGAAGCAGUUGGGCCGACUAAUCUAAAAGCUACUCUUCCGGCAUCUUCCUGUGGUCUUAUUUGCCUUUAUUAAUAUAAACAGGUUUGGCAGUGCCUCACAUGAGAACAUUACGAUUUUAUAAUGAAGCUAAAUAAUACCCGUGCGGCCGUGUAUUGCUCGAGAAUGUUAUAAUGUUAAUGUCAUAAUAAAACCAAAUAAUAAUACAUGUUCUUUACAGAACAUUAUAAUCUCUGGCUCUGGGUUCUUGGUCCAUAGCAUUUAUUUUUUAUAUUUUAAUAAAGUUACUUAAUUGUU
Rubroshorea leprosula is the source of this 1201-nucleotide messenger RNA. NCBI's taxonomy places the organism in Eukaryota, Viridiplantae, Streptophyta, Magnoliopsida, Malvales, Dipterocarpaceae. The record is from the annotation of a GenBank genome assembly.